AUGGACUAUAAAAAUGUACCCGAGAACAUCAAGGUCAAUGUUCCAAGCUCAAAUGCCUCUCCGCCACCCUCCACAUCUGGCGCUAACUCCUUAGGACAACAGACUGGGGCAACUUUGGGGAGACCUGCAGCAGCCAACGCUGCACGAGAGCGUAGCCGAGUGCAGACCCUACGACAUGCCUUCUUGGAGUUACAGAGAACUCUGCCCUCUGUGCCACCUGACACUAAACUCUCCAAGUUGGAUGUAUUGCUUCUAGCCACCACCUACAUUGCCCAUCUCACCCGCAGCUUGCAGGAUGAAGAAGAAUUGCCUGGCAAGAGCUUGGGAACCCUGAGGGGGGAUGGCUACCUACACCCUGUUAAGAAAUGGCCAAUGAGAUCACGCUUAUACAUUGGAGCAUCAGGACAAUUUUUGAAUCCCUCAGCGCAAUCAGAAAAUGUAAAUCAAGGAGAAACCUCAACAAAUUCUCAAAUUUAA
This is a messenger RNA of Thamnophis elegans (Western terrestrial garter snake), 477 nucleotides long. It is a transcript of the gene TCF24, whose product is annotated as transcription factor 24. Gene Ontology annotation, biological process: developmental process; regulation of transcription by RNA polymerase II. The transcript is spliced from 2 exons. NCBI's taxonomy places the organism in Eukaryota, Metazoa, Chordata, Lepidosauria, Squamata, Natricidae. The coding region runs from base 1 to 477 and encodes 158 amino acids. The record is from RefSeq and is a predicted model, not a curated record. Gene Ontology annotation, molecular function: RNA polymerase II transcription regulatory region sequence-specific DNA binding; DNA-binding transcription factor activity, RNA polymerase II-specific; protein dimerization activity.